UUAAUAAUUUAGGAGAAAAUGAACGAAGACGUUGAUGUGCAGAUUGAGUUCAAAAUUCAAACAAAGAGACCCAAAUCGCCAGGCGACUUCUUCUUCUUCCUCGUCUUCACAGCCCGGAUUUUGUCGCCGGCUCCGAUUCUAGGGUUUCUGUCCCGGUGAAUGCUGCUGCUGCUGUUGCUGUUCCUCCGAUGAAUCGGCCGCACUGCAACCAUCUUCAAUCCAACUCCAUUUCUAACUGCCACGAAUGCGGGAUUUCUCAGUCCGUAUGCUGGAUCCUCCACAAUGUCCGUUUCAAAGCCUCCUUCCGUCGUCUCUGCACCAAUUGCGUCCUUAAGAACAAUCUUUCCCGUUUCUGUCCUCUUUGCUUCGAUAUUUACGACGAUUCGACUCCGCCGUCGUCUCAUCAGCGAGUUAUGUGCUUCAGAUGCCCUUCAAUAUCUCAUGUCUCUUGCGCUUCCUUUCGUUUUUCCUCUACGUUCCUCUGCCCUAUCUGCUCCGAUCCUUGUUUUGCCUUCUUCGACGGUUUCGACUCCGGCGGCCUUCGCCAAUCGGAGCCUGCCGUUGCCGUUUUGGCCGGUAGAGAUGGUAAAUCGGCGAAGGCGAUUGUCGCUGCGGCUCGUGUCGCCGCUCAAUCCAUGCGAAGAGCGGCGGCUGACGCUAGGGCUGUAGCGGAGAUGAAGAUCAGAAAUGCUGUGUUCGCUAAGAAGCAGGCUACUCUCGCCUUGGAACGGCUUGCUUAUCUUGUACUUCAUGGGAAAGACAGAAAUGGAUAUGCUAAAACUAAUGGAAAUGCUGCUGCUGGUGCGGUGGAAGAAGAAGAAGAAACCGAGCUACAAGGUGAAGUGGUAACAGCCAUUCUUGAGCGUAUGAAGGCGAAUCAGACUCAGUUUUGACGAAGGUAGCUGAUUAAGGAAACAAACUGUAGAGUAAUCUUCUUCGACUCGCAUUCAAUCGAGUACCUCCAAGAUUCAGUUGAAUCAGGGCGCAGAGCUCUCUCUUCUAUCGGCCAUUUUUUUUCAGAAUCUCAUAGCUUUUGAGGUGUGGAAGCCAUUGUUGCCGCCUUCAAGCUACAAGAAUCGCCACUGCGGAGCCACGGUGAACAUUUGAUAUUCAAAUACCAGUGGCGGUGGAACGGUGGCCAUAUCAAGACGCCGGCGGCGAUAGAUAGUGCUGAUUUC
Messenger RNA from Cucurbita pepo subsp. pepo (vegetable marrow), 1178 nucleotides. RefSeq lists its product as uncharacterized. The record is from RefSeq and is a predicted model, not a curated record. NCBI's taxonomy places the organism in Eukaryota, Viridiplantae, Streptophyta, Magnoliopsida, Cucurbitales, Cucurbitaceae.